Molecule: messenger RNA, 1020 nt
Organism: Parnassius mnemosyne (clouded apollo)
Lineage: Eukaryota; Metazoa; Arthropoda; Insecta; Lepidoptera; Papilionidae
Source: the annotation of a GenBank genome assembly
AUGGAGUGGACGCUUAAAGAAGACCGUGUUGCAGUUAUUGCGUUGCAUCGUUGCGGUUACGCGCCAAUUCAAAUUUUUGACAUACUGAAAAAUUUGAAUAUAACCAAAAGAUUCGUUUAUCGUACCAUCAAUCGAUACAAUGAAGACUCUAGUGUAGACGACAGGUCAAGAAGUGGUCGCCCUCGGUCUGUUAGGACUCCAGCAGUGAUAAAAGCUAUGAAGGCGCGAAUUCAAAGAAAUCCCAAACGUAAGCAGAAACUGUUGGCCCUUCAGAUGGGGUUAAGCAGAACCAUGGUGAAAAGGGUGUUAAAUGAAGACUUAGGGCUUCGGGCAUAUCGAAGAAAAACAGGACAUCGUUUGAAUGCUCGUCUAAUGGACCUGAGACUGAAGAGAUGCCGCGCUUUGUUGAAGCGGUACGCGGAAAAAAAAUAUCGGGAAAUUUUUACCGUAGAAGAGAGCUACAACAAACAAAAUGAUAAGGUGUACGCACACAGUAGUGAAGAAACGAGCAACCGUAUUCCGCGUGUCCAACGAGGUCAUUUUCCAUCUUCGCUCAUGGUAUGGUUGGGAGUUUCUUAUUGGGGCUUAACAGAGGUACAUUUUUGUGAGAAAGGUGUAAAAACGAAUGCAGUUGUGUAUCAAAAUACGGUCCUGACGAACCUUGUGGAACCCGUUUCUCAUACCAUGUUCAAUAACAGGCACUGGGUAUUCCAACAAGAUUCGGCGCCAGCUCAUAGAGCGAAGAGCACACAAGACUGGCUGGCGGCGCGUGAAAUCGACUUCAUCCGGCACGAAGACUGGCCCUCCUCCAGUCCAGAUUUGAAUCCGUUAGAUUACAAGAUAUGGCAACACUUGGAGGAAAAGGCGUGCUCAAAGCCUCAUCCCAAUUUGGAGUCACUCAAGACAUCCUUGAUUAAGGCAGCCGCCGAUAUUGACAUGGACCUCGUUCGUGCUGCGAUAGACGACUGGCCGCGCAGAUUGAAGACCUGUAUUCAAAAUCACGGAGGUCAUUUUGAAUAA